GCUUCACUGGGAGACAAUGGGAGACACACAGACCUUGAGAUACAGAGACUGUGAAAAUCAGGAAACACAUCCUGACCUUAUAGGAUUGAUUGCAUGAUGUGUUUUGUAUAUGGAUGGCACAUGCUGUGAUGUACACCCUGGCCUGGCGUAGGAGAUGCCCAGAUACAUGCACACAUUUGCAGGUGUACAGCUGAUUGUCUUGCAGGGGCUCCUGGAGUGUUGUGCAUUGGAACCUCUGUCCCCAGGUGACUUUUUGACCUGGAGAUCUCCACUGUAGCAGCCCAUCCACCCCCCCCUCCUUCGCCUGGGAUUGUGUUACUGAUCUUGGAUUCUGAUGGACAGAAGAAGCCAAAUGAGACUGAUGUGCAGCUAAUCACCAGCUCCUUGAACUUUCAGUCUGGCAUCUGGGUAAUAACCGAAGGUAUUAAGGGACUUGGAGAAAUCGCUCCACUGCUGGAAAUCUGCUAGAUCCCAUUGUGAUGGGUGCUGACGCUUUUAUGGACAUUUGAUUGGCAGUGCCCAGGAGGUUUGGGGCCCCUUCGAUAUUGCCCUUUGGGGAGAGAGGGUGUGAGGGAGAGAAUGAAGCAUCUUGCUGCGUUCGAGAAGCAUGAGGUGGCACCCGUACACCCGCUCUGAUUGGGCAUGGCUGGUGCUGGCAUGGUUGACUGGAAUGCUGUACUUGGGACCUGCCACGGCAACAGUAUCUAGGCAACAUGGAUCUGCCCCUUCACCCGGUCAGGCGUCAUUGGACUGGUUGCUUAGUAACAGGGGACCCUUCCAUGGAACCCAGCAGUAUGUGGACUUUGCCGAGCGGUACCAGCAAGGGUAUACCACGAGGUAUAGAGUUCACAGGGAGUUUGGUCGCUGGAAAGUAAAGAACAUGGCCUUAGAGAGUAAAGAAUUCCCCAACCUGACUCUGGCUCCAGAAUUUGUCCGGAACAUCCGUCAGUUGGGAAGGAGACCCUCUCUGACCCAGAUCACAGAAACCCUGAUUAAAAAAUACGGCACACACCUCUUGAUUUCUGCUGUCCUGGGAGGAGAAGAGUCUCUUACCAUGUUUGUGGAUAAAGGGAAACUGAAGCGAGAAGCUGGAGUCCGCGGGAAUGCUUCAGCCCCCACAUUGGACACUUUACACCAACUCGCUGCUUCAUAUUUCAUGGAUCGGGAGAGUGCGCUGAGACAGCUGCACCACAUUCAGAUCACCACGGGAGCUAUUAAGGUAACGGAAACCAGAACCGGUCCCCUGGGCUGCAGUAACUACGACAACCUGGAUUCUGUGAGCUCGGUGCUGGUGAUGGGCCCAGAGAGCCGGGUACAGCUGCUCGGACUGCAGGCGCUUUUGCCUCAGUACCUGCGUGCAAAAUUUGUGAGGGCUGCGCUGGCCUACAUUUCCUGUAACUCCCAAGGAGAGCUAGAAUGUCAAGCAGGAGAAUGCGCGUGCCGUUGUGACACAGCCUACCCACAAUGCAACUGCCCUGCUGAAGACAUCCACGUUUUGGAAAAGAGCCUAGAACAGGCACAAGACCAGGCUGACAGUCAGAAUAAAGAGUUUGAGGACUCAGCGGAGGUCCGUUCUUUCCUUAAGAAUCUGCCUACCGACCGCUUCCUUAACAGCACAGCUAUCUCCAAACUCUGGAACGCUGACCUCCAUCUCCUUCGGCGCUAUGAGCAGCUAAGAGCCGGCUUCAAGCAGCUGCUGACCAAAUCUCAGCGUCAAAUGCGUCGUCUGAUUAACCUGAGCAAACACUGCCUGCGCCAGCCUCAGUACACAUCUCUCCGGGAGAGAUCUGUUUCUUAUUGGUGGCAACGGGCUCAAUCUCUUCUCUACUGUAGUGCAACCCUCAUCCCGGGCACAUUCAUAGAAGCCACCCAUAGCUGUACCUGCACUGUUCAGCAUCCCCUGUGCCAAGGGCCUAUUCCUUGUAUCCAGGGACCUGGUCCUUUGUGUUCCCUUUGCUCAUCAGUACACCAUGCGAUGUGUGCCAGCUGCAACCCAGGAUACACUCUUACAGCUCAAGGCCUGUGUGUGCCUAUAGUGCCUGAGUCCUCAGAACCUUAUCUAGGGACAGAAGGUAGUUUGCAGGACCUGGAAGUUAAAUACUUGCUUCUUAAACGUGAUGGACGCCUAAGAGCCCCAGCGUUCUUUAUCUCGGGUGAUCUAAGGCUAGGCAUGUGGUUCCAGAUGGGUGGGAGGAAGCGUAUGCUGCUGACAUGCAAGAGUAACAAGCAUUGGCCACGGCAACUGCACAUGCUUCUGGGACUUUCAAUGCGCCUUUGUCUGGCUGGGAAUGAGACUCGGGACCCUCAAGUGACUGUUUAUGUAAACCCCUUUGGUGGGAGCCAUUCAGAAAGCUGGCUGCUGCCAGCUGGAGAACCUGGUUAUCCUAGCUGGGAGAAGACUUGGGACAUAGAAGGAGGGGACCGGUGCCAGAACUGGACUUUGAUAUUAGGCCAUCGUUGGAGGUCAUUUUUUGAAACUGUUCACUUUUACAUGAGAAGCAGCCCACUUGAGGAAGAAGGGGAGGAAGAUUCAGCUGAAUGGACUGACAAACAGACUCUGGAUGAUAAGUUAGAGAAUCCAGAGUAUGUUCGCAUAGAUGGUCUUCAAGCAUUUGGUUACAGCGUUCCCUUUGACCCGGAGGCCAUCAGGGGUUUGGCUCUCCAAAUGGACCAGCCAGGGUCACGAGAGGGAGCUCUGCUUGAAAUGCAAGAGCUAAGAAAGAGGGUGAAUUUCUUGUCUCCCCCAGGUGCACGGAAGCUAGACCUCUUUAGCUGCCUACUGAGACAUCGACUGAAGAUGAGUAGCAAUGAGGUGACACGAAUACAGGUCCAACUGGCCGCAUUAAGCAGCCAAACUCCAAAUAUCUCAACAUAUGAAACUGCCAAGCUGUGCAGCUAGAUGCCCCUGAUGCCCUCUGCAUUUAUUAGCCCCUGUGAUUGACCAUUCCAGAAAAGAGGAUUAGUUAGACCCAAAAUAUGUGUAAAAAUGUCUUCCUUUUGUGCAGUACAUUUUCUUAACCAGUUUGGUGUCUCUAGGGUCUGCAGCAUCUUCUUAUUAGAGUUGCGAACACCUUGAGCACAAAAGUGGUUAAACCAGCAGAAUAAAGGAAACUAAGACAUGUGGUAAUGAUUCAUUACAGCAAAUACACGAUAAAUGUAAUUGUACAAACGGGAUAAUGCAAAAUCCAACCCACAGUGGCAUUAUGAUAAAUACCAGAGUGUAUGCAGUUUGUGCUGGCAUAUCAAGAGCUGUGUCAAGUUACUGAAUAAUAGGAAGAUUCACAGCUUAAGUCAUAUAACAAUGUACUACCCCCUCUCCUUCUAAUUCGGAAGCCGUCCGAUGGAUGUCACCAUAUGGUGUGUCAAGACGAGCAAAUGAAACUGAGAAUGGAUCUGUAGUACUGAGAUUAAAAUGGGGAUGUGUAAAGUGGAUUAUAGUUUUCACAAAUUGCCCAGCAGUCAGAGCUCCAGACACCCUGGGUAUCUACCUUUCUGCUGUAAUUCAACAGCCCAACUCUCCUCUAAAAAGCCUUAUUAUUGUCGCCAGUGACAUUUUCAAGGGUAUACUCAGCUGGUACAAAGGGGGUGAAACAGCUCAGUCCUUGAUUAUAAAAGGUCAUAAACUUGCAAAAACUGAAAAAAGCACAAGAAAAUAUAAGACUUUACAGUGACCACUGUGUGUUCAUCUUUUGAAUAAGUACACAUUCCGAGUGUGUCUGUGUGGACACAAGGUUUAGUGUGUGAUUAUGAAUAUGCAGGGUUUUUGUGUGCAUGGGCUUAAGACAACACAGGACGGGAGCAUUGUAGUCCCAAAUGCAAUUUAGCAAUAUUUAAUUUGUAUGUCACUCUGGUAAUGAAUGCAGAUCUGUACCAGCAGAACAGAGGCUCAUUGAGUGACUGCACAGAGAUUAAAGUCCAGGAUGAAACGAGUGUCUGUAAACUCACAGCAGAGAUAAUGUGGCUUCUCCAAGGUCAAAAGAAACUGGUAUCAGCUUAAAUGCAGUUUAUCAAUGGACACAGGUUGAUCUAAUUAUGUAUCAUCAGGAAUAAAUGAGCAUGAAAAAAUAUGGGUUAUUUCUUAAACCAUAAGGCACUUGUAGACCAUUUGGUGGAGCAGGGGACCAUAAAGUGAUUUAUGACCUACACCGUUUUAUUUCUUUACUAUUUUUGUGUCUGCAUUAAUGAUCGUACAUGAAGAGAUGCAGAGACAUGUUUGAAAGGUAAGCAACAAAACUCACACACGGCAUAUCUAAUCAUUUACGGCCAUGUCUCAGCUGGGUAAAAACAAUCACUUCUUGGUUACUUUCUAUGGUGCGUGAAAAUGUUGGCGGCACACAACCAGUUCAGUUUAACAGUGCAAAGAUGUUGUUAUCCAAUUCUUCAUGCUCUUGAACCUUUUUUGCCCAUAUCUAAUCAGUUUCUAAAAAUAAAAAAAGCUGCAAACACUAA
This is a messenger RNA of Spea bombifrons (plains spadefoot toad), 4449 nucleotides long. It is a transcript of the gene BRINP2, whose product is annotated as BMP/retinoic acid inducible neural specific 2. Lineage: Eukaryota; Metazoa; Chordata; Amphibia; Anura; Pelobatidae. The record is from RefSeq and is a predicted model, not a curated record. The coding region runs from base 608 to 2899 and encodes 763 amino acids. The transcript has 8 exons. Gene Ontology annotation, biological process: negative regulation of mitotic cell cycle; positive regulation of neuron differentiation.